AUGGACGGCACGUCGAUCCCUCUGGCCGACUACUUCUGGAUUGCCGGCAUAGAGUCCAUCGUUUACGACGAUGGCCUCCAGCCUUCUUCCAACGUGGUCGGCGCCGGUGGUGUCGUCAAAGAGCCCCAGGUAGAGUCCACCAUUGUCGAGGACGGUGAGCCGGCCGACGACGCCGGCGUAUUCUCUCCUUCUCCCUCUGCUUCCUCUACCCCUGCCGCAGCCAGGUCGUCCAGUCGCUUUUCUCAGCUGAGCUCCGCGGUAAACCGUUUCUCGCGCAUGUCUCUCUCCGAUAACAAUGGCGUCGGCAGCGGCAGCGGCAGCGGCAGCGGCAGCGGCAACGGCAACGGCAACGGCAACGGCAACGGCAACAGCAACGGCAACAGCAACGGCAACAGCAACAGCAGCAGCAACCGCUUCUCUAUCGCUAGUAUCGAUGAGCUCGACUCGGGGAACACCACCAGCAACAGGAGCAGCGCCACCAUCCGAGCCAACAACCCCGGCCCGACUCCAGCUGCUCCCUCCGGCGGCCUCACCGUGCCUGAGCUGACCGUCACCGCCAGCGGCGACGACAACAACAACAACAGCAACAACAACAACAACAUCAACGGCAGCAGCAGCAGCAGCAGCAACCAGAACAGCGGCAUCUUCUUCCUCGAGGGUUUCGACUUUGACAAGGCUCUCGUCAAGUUCGCCGCCGAGAGGGAGGACUUUCUUGAGGACUUGACCUUCUCUGCUGGCGCCAAGAUCCAAUCCAGACCUCCCAUGAUCAACCCCCGCGCCGAGCGCAUCAAGGCCGACGACGGAGACGGCCGGAUGAGCCCGCUUAAGAGUAUCGGCGGGAGCAUCAGGAGGAGAAUCAGCUUCCGCGACAUGAACAGCGUGCGGAAGCAGCCCAGCCUCAGGGCCCCUCCCAGGGCCAACAACCCUCAAAGAGCUUGUGAGUCGACGCAGUCCAGCCACCUACCACGGGGAACGAGGAGGAAUUCAUGGCUCACUGACAAACCUCAAUCUCCCCCCGCUCCCGCAGCCUCCAUCCGAACCUCGAGACGCCUGAGCAACUACAACUCCGUCAUCCCCCCACCCGAGCCCCUCAACACCGACCCCGACAUGCACCCGCUCAGGCGGCGCUUCGAGCCCGUCCUCCUCGACCGAUACCCCCCGAAAGAUGCGACCGAGGACCUGGCCCGCCGCGGCAGGUUCCCCGACUACGUGCCCAUGUUCGCCUUCCCCAACGACAUCCAGGUGGUGUCGUCGGACGAGCGGCCGCGGUCGACCUGGCACGGCUUCACCAUGACGUCGGACGAUAACUCGAAGCUGUACGGCAUCACCAUCAUCGUCUGGACGGCCGUCAACGCCCACGUCGCCGAGGAGAUUGAGCUGCGGUGCGAGCGGUGGCGCCAGGGCCACAUGUCCAACGAGGAGCGCGAGCUGGCCGCCAGCCUGGGCGUCAGGCUGGCCAACGAGCGCUCCCACCUGUCGCAGCUUCUGGCCAAGCUGCCCACCAUUCCCUCGGGCACCGCGGCCCGCGACCGCCUCGAGGAAGAGAUCAGCACGGUGGAGGAGAAGAUCACGCUCAUGACCGACAUGCUGCGCCCGCUGCGGCACGGCGCCGCCUCCAAGAUUGAGGGGCUCACCGCCGGCGAGAGCGGGCUGUGGACCCCGCGGGCGUACGGCGUGCUCGGCCGCGACGCCUCCGCCAUGGGCUUCUGGAAGGAGUGGCUCAAGGCCGUCAUCGUGCCCAUGACGGACGGCGGCGUGCUCCGCAUCCCCCCGACGUCGCCCAAGGUCGGCCGGUGGCAGCCGCUGGAGCGCUACGUCGUCAACCUCUGCACCGAGGCCCUCAGCCCGCUCGGCUCCAAGACGCAGGUGGAGCUGAGCGUGCGCGAGCUGCGGCUGUACGCGCGCAAGGAGGCGCACAACGAGAUACCCGGCACGCGCACCAUCGACCUCUACGCCCUGUUCCGCUGCCUGUCGCUCGAGAACGUGCUCGCCCUGUUCGAGUUCGCCAUGUCGGAGUCGCGCAUCAUCUUCCUCUCGUCGCACGCCAGCAUGCUGCACCUGGCCUGCCACGCCCUCGCCAGCCUGCUGUACCCCUUCAAGUGGGCCAGCAUCUUCAUUCCCAUCCUCCCCGCGCGCCUCAUCUCGGCCCUAGAGGCCCCCUGCCCCUACAUCGUCGGCAUCGAGCGUCGCUACGACAACAUCACGCUCCCGGAAGACGACUACGUGCUCGUCGACCUGGACCAGGACACCAUCGACGCGACCUCGCAGCCCGUGCGCCUGCCCCGCCAGAUCCGCCGCAAGCUCCAGUCCCUCCUGCAGAUGGCCGCGCCCCACCGGCUCCGGUACGGCGUCGCGUCGGGGCCGCCACCCUACGCCAUGGAGAGCUUCCCCUACGACUCAUUCUCGUCCGAGAACGCCAGCCUGUUCAACCCGCGAGCCCAGCCCUGCACGCUGGGCAAGUGGGCGUCGCAGAGCUCGUCGACGUUUGGCGCGCCCGACCCUCGGCAGGACAUCCAGCAGCCCGUCUUCAACGCCUUCGCCACGGCCCCCACCGACAACGGGAAGUCGGACCGUCCGGGCACGAGCAGGUCGAGCAACAAGACGAGCCCGAAGUCCUCCCUGUCGCCCGUGUCGACCCACUUCCCCCCGAUGCCGACGACGCCGAUCUCGCGCAGCGACUCGGGACUCGGCCUGGCCGCCACGCUCCGCGAGAAGCGGUCGGGACACUUCCGCGACGACAGCGGGCGGCGCAGCUCAUCCUUCGGCGUCGAGACCCGCCCGCCGCGCGUGGUGCCCCCCGGCGCCGCCGGCGGUCCCACGCACAAGCCCAGCCUCCAGUUCCUCAACGGCCACCAGCCCAACAUGUCCAUCACCUCCAUCUCGGCCGACUCCCUCUCGUCCCUGGGCGGCAGCGGCAGCGGCAGCGGCAGCGGCAGCGGUGGCGGCGGCGGAGGAGGGGCAGGCUACGCGCCGUCCGCCUACGCGCCGUCGACCAUGGCGGCUUCGACCAUCAUGCCGAGCAUGCAGGUGCACCCGGUGCACGACACGGACACGACGGUCUGGGUUGAGGGUCACUGCCAGGUGUGGAGCCCCAAGGACGAGUCUAACUGCAGUAUAUGCCUCGAGAAGGCCGAGGACGACGGCAUCUUCAUCUGCUCCGGCUGCGGCAUGGCCUCGCACGGCCGCUGCCUGGGCUUCGUGUCGGUCGUGUGCCCCGAGGCCUUCCACGCCGACCGCGUCCGCGCCGCCUUUGCCAGGUGCCUCGCCAGUCUGCUAUACACGUACCGCAAGUACCUCGGCAGGCCGUCGAAGCAGCAGAAGGGGAACGGGCAGCUGUUUGCCUUUGACAUGAGCGGUUUCAUCAAGGGUCUUCCUCACGAUCAGCAAGAAUAUGCCACCAUGUUGCGUGAGACUCAGGGUUUCAACGAAUUCAUCCACGACCGAGAAAUGAAACCCCAAUCAGACCCCGUCAUCCGCCUUUUCGACGAAAUCAUCAUGGCCAAGAAAGCCCGCGGCCGCCCUGGCCUAUCAUCCAGCCUAUCCCGUCUAGCCUCCCUCCGAUCAUCAUACAGCGUCAGCGGCAACUCCCUGACCCUCCCGACCUCGUCCUCCUCCUCCGGCGGCGGCGGCGGCGGAAAGCCAUCCACCUACCUAUCCGACACGUCCGACCACAUCUGGCGCACGGCAUCCGUCCCCCUCCCCAAGGGCGGACAGUUACCAGACAACUACCGCACAAUCGUCACCCGCGUUCCCGCCCGCCUGGACAAGUCCCUCAUGCGCGAGCCGAGAGCCAUACAAGGUGCCCCUCGCGUAGAGCCCCGUGGCCCCCGCCUGCCGAGGAAAAAAGUCCCCAGCAUGAUUGGACCUUCUACAUAA
Messenger RNA from Geosmithia morbida, 3876 nucleotides. Its product is annotated as to dDENN domain protein. Gene Ontology annotation, biological process: regulation of Rab protein signal transduction. NCBI's taxonomy places the organism in Eukaryota, Fungi, Ascomycota, Sordariomycetes, Hypocreales, Bionectriaceae. Gene Ontology annotation, cellular component: cytoplasmic vesicle. The record is from RefSeq and is a predicted model, not a curated record. The transcript has 2 exons. The coding region runs from base 1 to 3876 and encodes 1291 amino acids.